AUGAGAUUGCUAAGAGUUUUGGAUUUAGGAGGCGAGUGGGAUCUGCUUGAUCAUCAUUUUGAGCAUAUUGGGAAGCUUGCACAUCUUAUAUAUCUUUCUCUGAGGGGUCAUGCUCAAGUAUUUCACCUGCCAAAUUCAUUGGGGAACCUGAGACUGCUCCACACAUUAGAUAUUUCAGGUACAAGCAUAAUUAAGCUGCCUAGGACCAUCAUCAAGCUUGUGAAGAUGCAACGCAUUCUUGCUAGUGAAGUAGGAGAAAGAUAUUGGCGAUUAUAUAAAGAUGCAGAUGGGCAGUCACUAAUGAGUUUGCCUAUAUAUUCAGUAGGUUGUUGUGUGUCAUGUUGUGCACCUAAUCAUCUUGGAAACAAACUCAAUCUUGAUGAUGCUGCACAAAUUAACAGGCGUAAUGUAUGCACUGCAUUCUGUUGCAGCAUAUUACCUUAUUAUGCAGCUGGAGGACGAAGUCCAGGUGGUGUUGAAGUGCCAAGAGGGAUUUGGAAACUGAAGGUCCUGCACACACUUCGUACCAUGGACAUAUCAGAGGGGAAGACUGUUGUACAAGAUAUAAAAAAGCUCACCCGGUUGCGCAAGUUAGGAUUGACAGGCAUCAACAAGAGAAACGGUCAGGAGUUGUGUUCAGCAAUUGCUCAUCUCAGCAGCCUGGAGUCAUUGUCACUGCAUUCAAACGGGGAGCCAGGUUUAUCAGGCUGCUUGGACGGCAUGUCCUUACCUCCAGAAAACCUGCAGAGCCUCAAGUUGAGAGGCAUCUUGGUUAAACUGCCGGCGUGGAUCAAGGGCCUAAAAAAUCUCGUGAAGCUGAAGCUAUGGAGGUCGAGGAUAUCGGGGCAUGAUGCAGCGAUACAAGUCCUUGGGAAUCUACCAAACCUGGCCACCCUACGGCUAUUGUAUGACUCGUUUAUUGGUGAAGAGGUCCGUUUCAGUUUCUGUUGGGAGGCAUUCCCGAGCCUGAAGGCGCUGGAGCUGAAUGGCAUAAGUAGCCUCAAGUCGGUGGGAUUUGAAGAAGGAGCAGCCCCUAAGCUUGAGUUGGUGCAGUAUUCACGUGGGAUGGGAAGUCCCAGUGUUGGGUUGUUCCCUGGGUUACGGUAUAUGCCAAGUCUCAAGGAAUUUAUGCUCAUAGGUCGGACUGGUAUGAUACCGAGUUGGUGGAGGACCUGCAAGGCCAGCUAG
This is a messenger RNA of Triticum turgidum subsp. durum (durum wheat), 1188 nucleotides long. NCBI's taxonomy places the organism in Eukaryota, Viridiplantae, Streptophyta, Magnoliopsida, Poales, Poaceae. The record is from the annotation of a GenBank genome assembly.